Molecule: messenger RNA, 5880 nt
Organism: Neospora caninum
Lineage: Eukaryota; Apicomplexa; Conoidasida; Eucoccidiorida; Sarcocystidae
Product: putative C2 domain-containing protein
Exons: 25
Coding region: 1-5880 (1959 amino acids)
Source: RefSeq, a predicted model, not a curated record
AUGAUGAAAUUGAAGGAAAUGGUAGAGGCCGCCGAGGCCAAGGUGGAAGCGAAGCCUGCGCAGCCCGCCGAGGAGAAGCCGACGGAGCAAGGCGGCGCGGCCGAAGAAGACGUCGCUGUCCCUGUCGAGGGGGGAAGUGGAGCGGAACCGCUCGACCAAGCCGAAGUUGAAAAGAUGCUGUUCGACGAGUCUCUCGGUGCCCAAGAGUACACAUACGAGGAGUUCCUGGAACUUAUUGACCAACCGCCAGAAGAGCGCGGUGAGGCCGAGGACGAGCGGAAGCACUGGUCGUAUCCCCGCAGGUGGAAAGUCGUUUUGUGGAAUCUCCAGAUUCAAAACUACAUGGACGACAAGUUCUCCGCGUUCAUGGAGUUCGAAUUCGGAGGCACGCGCGAAGAAUGUAAAGUUCACAAAGGAACGUCGGUUCUGAUUUACGCGACGGGGCAAGACAAGAAUUAUCUGCGAACACCGGUCAUCCCAGACGUCAGCAACGCAGGGCCAGUCGACAUGCACUUUCGAAAGGCGUUCGAGUACCGUGGAUCCUACCUCGACCUCGAGAGAGAAAAGCUGAAAAUCAAGGUCUGGGAGUAUCGGAAUUGGACACUGAACCACCUCGAGGCAGUCUUCGAGGAGGCGCUCCUCAACCUGGCAACCGGCGAAACGCACGUCGAACGCGACCUCUACAAAUUUAUCAAAGGGCGCCGCUCGCGUCGCUGUCGAAUUAGCUUCCACUUGUAUUUUCAGGAGUUGUACGACUUUGAGUUGUCUUUCGUAAAGUGGCGACUGGUUCAAAUUAUGCCUUGUGUGACCCUGCAAGAAAGAAUCGCCUCGCGGGAAAAAAGCAGGGAUGGCUACACGCGCGAGCAAACGAUCGGCCACAAGCGGCUCGCCGACCAAGCCAAAUACGCGAUUCAACAGAGACAAGUCAAACGUGAAAUGCAGAAAAGAGACAGUCAAAAAGAGUUGCUACACGACGCUUCGCGGCGGAGUUUGCACGCGCAUUCGUCUCGGUUUGGAGCGCGGCGUUCGGACGAUGGCCACGGAUCCCGCGAGAUGCUGGCGCUUUCUGCGGAGCGCACCUCCGCGCGGCUUUCCCACCUCGGUCUGGAUGGGCCGAUGAAGAGUGCGCAGAACCGAGGACAGCGCUCGUGUUCACGCCUGGACGACUCGGGGAGAGACUCGAGCCGAGCGAUGGAAGAGAUUUUUCUACAGCACCAGGCGACGAUUCUCGCGUCGGAUCAACUCGACGAGUUGCCUGCCUCGCUGCGCCCGCCGCCGCCCCGCCGGAAAAAGGGCGACGACAAGAAAGACGGGAACAAAGCUGAUGGCCCACAAGUGAAAAUGACAAUCUCCCUCAUGCAUGCCAGCUCGAUGAACAAAGGCCUAGGCCUCGUCUCCAGUGAACGCCCCGCUCUCGGGAUCCCCAGAUGGGACAACCUCGGCGAAAUCUACUUCCGGGGCACUCUCCGAGACCUCGACUCAACAUACAUCGAGGUCGUGGUUGAGGACACGACUGCGCCGAAGGUGAUGCGGCAGAUCGGCUACGGCCAGAUUCCUCUGCGCGGCGUCGUGGACUACCCGUGCCUGCACACCGAGCUCGGGAUGCCCAUGUGGCUAGGCCUGCAGGCGAAGAUGGAGGGAUGGGGACACGCGCUGAAGGAGUGGUGCUUCGGCUUCGUCGAGGGUACAGUCAUCGUGGCUCACUUGCCGCGGUACCGCCAACUCGGCGAAGUCUCAGAGGCCGACAGCGGCCGCGUGUAUUUGAUGCUUCGAAUAAAAGACGUGGACCAGAUCGUGACUCCGGACAACCGCCCCGUGGUGGAUUCGUACGUGGAGGCUUCCUUCGACGGCACGUCGCGCCGAACGCGGACGGUUCGCAACACUCUGAAUCCGGUCUGGGACGAUGAAAUCACCAUUCCGCUGCGCCUGCCGGCUUUCCGCGACAUCACCGAGUCGGACGUGACUCGAAAGGGAAAGGUCUGGUUGGACGUCUGGGGAACUGGCCCAGGCUACGUUGACCAUCUGGGUGGAUGCUGCUUCUCCCUCUACGAAAUCUUCUUCAACGAGAAACACAGCAAGCGCAACCUCACGGUCACGCAACGCAUCGACCUAGAGGCCAACACGCGACAGACCUACGAGGCCCGCGUGUUCUCCAGCUCCAGGCGACUCGCCUUCAUCCACAAAGCAGAUCGACCGUCCACGAUCCAGUUCGAGGCCUGGACGUGCCCCGAUAUCCUAGAAGUUUCCGGCAUUGACAAGCUGCCCGAGCCCGAGCGCUUGACGACAACCAGCAACCUCCCGGUGACGCUGCGCAAGACCUACGACAAUCUUAAGCGCAUGUACAUGGAGGUGAUAGAGGCGAAACGCUUGGUGGACCCAGACAACGGCGUGGGUCCACCGCGUUUCUUCGACUUCGAGUUUCUGGACCAGCGAAAGGAGACACACUACGCACCUACCAUGGUCACCCGCAUUAUACCUCCGUUCGGCGUGGAUUCCGAGAGCUCGGUUUUCCAUUACUGCCGAUGUGUCCCCUUCUCCAUCAAGCGCGAAAACGUCGUCUUCACUCCCGAGUUUACCGUCCAGAUAAAAUCCGGAAACGCGAUGGACCACUCGAUUCUCAUGACCAGUCUUCUUCUCGGUCUCCCCGCAUUCGCCUUUGUUUGCGUCGGAACUUUAUGGGACAAGCACGUGCACUCGUGGGUGACUACCUUCCACUACGACGAGGACCGCGGCUGUGGAGUCGUCAAGUUCUGGGAGACAACAACGGGUCUCGUGUACACCCUGAAGCAUCGCUUUCAGGAUCCCCACACGCUGCAAAGGUUCUCGGCGGACCCCGAAUUCGGCAUCCUGAAGAUGAUGAAUAUCCAGAGAAGGAGACGCCUGAAUAUCCUGGGGGUGGCAGCAGAAUCCGAGACGCCUGACUACAUCUCGCGGAGCGGGGAAGAUCUGGAGAAGAAUGAGUUUCCGACCGGAGGGCCAAAGCUGCCUUAUCGGUCUCUGGACAUUAUGUUCAACAACAGAAACGUGUGGCUAAACAUUCAGGACGCGAACCCUGCCAAGGUUUGGUUCGACGUGUGGGACGUGGAGAAGUGGUACCAGUUUUCGCCGGGUUUGCACGACAUCCCGCCGUGUUUCAUCGUUCGCGGCUUCGGGGCGAAGGUGGCCGAAUGGCAUUUUGACCGAGCGGCGCAAGAAAUCCAAGACAAAGUGGUCAGCGACUUGACUGCUUUUCGAGCGACGCGCAACUUGCCGACGAAAUGGAACCGCGACGACGUCCUCGACGCUUUCUUGCAAACGGGCCUCGAGCUUCUUCACCAAGCAGCCACUGCGCGCGACGAGGACUUCCAACUCGCGCGUCUGAAGCUGGAAGACUGGAAGAAAGCUUUCUAUUCCAAGGUGCCGUGCAGUCACAGAGUUCGCGGCGCGCCGCUGCACUUUAACACCUACGAUUCAAAGACGAUCAGCGACUCAAUCAUCGCGAACGUCGACUUUGUGGAGUCUCGGGACCGCAGCGCCUUCUUCUGCCUCUCCGUCAUGCUCUACAACCUGCCAGGCGAACUCGUCUCGACUUACGUCUACGUGUGUGUAACGCAGAAGGUGACGGAGAGAGAGCGAAGACGCAUUCUCGCGCAAAAGGAGAAGCAAUCCCGAGAAGACGCGCAGAGGAAAGCCAGAAAGCACCGACGCAAAGCUGGCCAAGCUGGAGCCGGCGCGCCGGAAGACGGCAAGGAGGGGGACGAGAUCGGAAACGAAGAACCUGAAGACGCAGUCGCAGUUGUCGCUGAAGGCGAAGCUGUGGCGGGAGGAGAGGAAGGGAAGGACGGAAAGAAGCACAAGAAGGUCGUGAAGAAGGAAGGCGUUCCGAAGGUGAAGAAGCGGUCCUACGAACACGUGGAGGGAACGGAAGUCGCGGCGAUUGCGAUUGAAAGAGAUUUCUUCGGCGAGUCUGAAGCCCCAGACUUCAAGAAUCUCAUGAAGGACGUCGAAGGCGCCAUCAACGAACACCUCGGUCUCCCGCCCGGCCGCGUCCGAGCCUUUCAAGCGCGUUUCGCAGAGAAGCGAAUCGUCUUUGCGAUCGGGCCUCCGCCAGAAGGCGGCAGCGACGAGAACGCCGUACCCUCCGCAGCUCUGAUGGAGAAGCUCCGCGAGCUUCUGCCCAACAUGGCACACGAGGAAGGCCGCUUCCAGGAAAUCACCGGAGGCGGCGCGAGUCUCCAGUGGGACGGUCCAGGGUCUAACAUCCUGACGCGGAUUUUGGAAGAGAAAGGCCACGGCGAUGAAGGCGGUGACGGCGAAAAGGCGACUUCGGAAGGAAUCCCGGCGAGCGAUAUCCACAUCAACGGGACAGUUGUCGCGCCGGAGACAGGCGAUGAGACGGGCGUCGAGAAGGACGGGAAAAAGAAGAAGAAAGAGAAGAAAGAGAAGAAGGAGAAGAAAAAGAAAGAGAAGAAGAAAAAGGAGAAAGACGGCGAAACAGAGGGCGAAGCAGAAGAAGCUUCUGUCCCCGCCGGUGUCCCUCCAGUGCCUGCAGCUGUCGAUCCCGUUGUCCCCGAGCCGGGUGGUUCGGAGGACGGGGAGAAGAAGGAGAAAAAAGCGAAGAAGGAGAAGAAAGAGAAGAAAGGGAAGGAAAAGAAAAAGAAGAAGGACGGCGAGGCAGAUGGAGACGCAAAAGAAGCUUCUUCUGUGCUCCCAGGUGUUCCGCCUCCGGUUGUUCCUGCUGCUGUCAUCCCCAUUGUCCCCGUCCCCGUUGGUUUCGAGGACGGCGAGAAAGAGGAGGAGAAGAAAGAGAAGAAGGAGAAGAAAGAGAAGAAGGAGAAGAAAGAGAAGAAGGAGAAGAAAGAGAAGAAGGAGAAGAAAGAGAAGAAGGACAGCGAAACAGAAGCUGAAGCACAGACAACUGCAGCGGCUACUCUGGUGCCCUCUCCUGAUGCUGAGGCGCCUUUGGUUGUCCUCACGCCGGCGCUGACGCCAGAGGAGAACGGGUCUCGUGUACCAGCUGCGCCGGCAGUGGCGGAACCGAAGCCGAAAGCAGGUUUGUCGGUAGGGGUCGCGAUGCUGGCGGCAGCGGCGCGGUCGCGGCUACGAAGAAAAACGAUUGCCGAGAAGCUGCGAGCUGCGUCGUCCUCGUCGGUGUCGAGCAGCGAGGACGCGUCCGAGUCGUCUUCGUUUCCGGACCGGUCGCCUCCCUCGUCCCCAUCUUCCUCUUCCUCGUCUUCCGGUUUCUCAGAGGCUGCGGCGAAAGCAGGCGUCCUGCGCAUGCGCCUCGAGGAGGCGAAUGCUCGCCUAGCAGCCGCCAGGCAGAGACAGCUGUCCCCGUCUUCCGGGAGUUCCAGAGGAGACUCCUCUGGGUCUUCCGAAGCGUCGUUUCUCUCCAGUGAAGACGAAGAGGAUUGGGAUGCGCUGUGGCAGAAGCACAGAGCGACAGUGGUCGAGAGACAGCAGAGGCUCCAGGCGAUGGUCGCGGGAGUCAAGGCCUCCUACCAGCGUCUCGAAGAGGAACACAAACGGAUGGAAGUCGUUCGACGCAGAGAAGAAAGGCUGCAGCGGCAAAUUGAAGAGGAACGCGAACGUGCCGUCCAGCAACUCAAAACAGCCACGCAACAAGCGAAGGAAGAACUGGACAGAGUCGCUCGGCAACCGCCGCCUGCUAGGGCUUGGUCGGGGGCGACUGUCCUCUCGCGUCCGCAGCCCGCGGCGCAGACAGGGACGGCUUACUCGCCCCUUCCAGAUGCGGAACCGGUUGCAGAAAAAGGCGCCUACGACGGUUGGUAUCAGGCCUCCGACGGCUACUACUACCCCGUCGAGCAGUCUGAGGAGCGCCUGGCUCAAGCAGGCGCCAAACUGCGGCAACAGCAACUGCAUCUGGUCGGCCGCCCGUGA